This is a messenger RNA of Thlaspi arvense, 879 nucleotides long. The record is from the annotation of a GenBank genome assembly. NCBI's taxonomy places the organism in Eukaryota, Viridiplantae, Streptophyta, Magnoliopsida, Brassicales, Brassicaceae.
AUGGAGAAGCAAGUUGAAAAAAACUUCACAUGGGUGAUAAAAUAUCCCAUCUGUUUAUCAUAUAACUGCUUUUCAGAUCCAUUUCUGAUUGUUGGAUGUCAAUGGCGUCUUAAUGCCGUUCUCAACGGAGAGAACCUUGAGCUCUUGUAUCAGUAUCGGGGUGUAACAGAUUCUCAAUCAUUGCCUUCUGAUUGGAGAAAACAUGUUAAACUUCGCUUAACUAUAGUUAAUCGAUUAUCUGAAAAACUCUCUAUAGUGACAGAUUCAGAGCUUUACUUUGAUGAGAAGUCUCCCAUGCAUCUUUUAUAUCCAACCGUACUCCCUCCUUCCAAACUUCUAGCAAAAGAUGGAGGAUUUUUGGUAAAUGGAGAAGUAAUGAUUCUUGUCGAAGCGGUUGCUCAUGAAGUUAUAAGCUCAUUAGGUGUAUUAGAUGAAACUGUUGAUGUCAAUGGGUUUCAAGUUCUUCCUUCACAGGUGGAAGCUUUGAGGCGUAUAUUUAAAAGAUACCCAGACUUUUCAUCCACAUUCAUUUUUAAGAAUCGGCAUCUGAAGUCAACAUACAUGAAUCUCCUCCUCGGAAUAAUUGAGACGCUGUGCCAGGCCCCACAAGAGCUAUCUGAUGCUGAUUUGAAAGAAGCAUCUGUUGCAGUGUCAAACGUGGCAAAUGUAGGAUUUAAAGUGGAUUGGUUGGAUAAGAUGCUUAAGGAAGUAAAAGAAAAGAAGAAGAAAGUGGACGUUGGUAAGGCUUCUGUGGAACAAAUGGAGGAAGAGUUGCAGAAAUAUAAUCAGAAAUGUUUAGACCUGAAAGCUCUUGUGAAGAAGAAGAAGGAAGAUGUUUCAGCUGCCAAUGUUCGUCUCUCGUUUGAUGAUGAUUUUUGA